AUGGCGUCCUCCAUCUCUGCUCCAGCUCCACUGGCGGCUCCGGACACCGUGUCGGCGCAGGCCAGGCGUUGCCACCCGGCUGUCCAGAUCGCCGGCAACUACGCGCCCGCCCACCGCGCCGAGUCGUGCGCGAUUCGCUUCACGGAGACGGCGCCGCUCAGACAGGAGCGCGCCAUCGGAAAGGCCGUCUUCCCCAAGGCCAUCGGCGAGCUCCACGUCCACUCGGGCGUGGCGCGCCUCCUCCUCUUCGAUGCGCCCCAGGGGAUCGGGGUCGCCAACGCCGGGCUGGUGUACCAUAACAACCGCCUCCUCGCCAUGUCCGAGGACGACCUCCCCUACCACGGCGACCUCGAGACCGUCGGGCGCUACGACUUCGGCGGGCAGCUCGACACCGCCAUGAUCGCGCACCCCAAGCUGGACCCGGCCACCGGAGAGCUCUACGCGCUCAGCUACAAUGUCAGAGCGCGCUUCCAGUUGUGA
This is a messenger RNA of Miscanthus lutarioriparius, 480 nucleotides long. The record is from the annotation of a GenBank genome assembly. Lineage: Eukaryota; Viridiplantae; Streptophyta; Magnoliopsida; Poales; Poaceae.